ACACGGAUAUGGAGUUGAAAGCAAUCGAAUUAAUUGGAAUCGUUUUCUUGGUGAGUGAGUUUUUUUAUUGAAUUUUUCAUCAUGUGUUGAGGCUUUGGACAAAACCGAAUCUAGUUCAAAACUUAUUAACCACCACAAAAAUAUUUAGUGGAUAUUGAAAGAGACUUAGGUCUUCCGCGUAGAGGCUUCCAAGCUGCCAUUGCCUUUCAUGUGACUCAGUUCUUGAAACCGAAUAGCCUCGGCCCUCGGGUUCUCGCCCUGAUACUUAUCACUUGGUUCUCGAGAUCAAAGGCAUAAAAAACAAUUAAAACCGGAUUAAUUAAAAUAAAAGCACGAGAAAAUUCUCAGGCAAGGGUAGCAUAUCACGAAAACGAUGUUUAGUUGUCGUGGACUAACUUUAAGUUUGUUUAUAAAAUGUAGCUGACUAUAAGAACCAUACAAAAUUUCUGGCUGCUAAUCUUGAGUUCCUAACAAUGGUCGUAUGCAUCUGUUCGAAAGAGUUUCCCAAACGCAGAAAUAGGCAAAAUUUAAUCUGUGUGGACUUCAUAACGAAUUCGGUAUAUAUAGCUGAUUACCCGCGGUGUUUUGUUUUCUAGGCACUUACAGAAGCCAAUAACAAGAACCCACUACAUUCGUCAGGAUGCAAGGUAGAAAGAUUCUGUUAUUUCACUCCCUAAAAUUGGGCUGUAAAAUUCACAAUGCAUUAAGGCAUUUAUUAGAAAAUAAAAGAAGGAAAUUAUUAAUUUUAUGGAGUUUGAAAUUCUGAUUUAGAGCACAGAAUGCAACAUAACAUGCUUUGGUAAUUAAUCUCAUUUAAGAUCCAUUCAGUUUGGUUUACUAAUUUGCGAACGAAAGGAAAACUCAAAAUCCCACUUUAUCAUUAAGGGCUAAUUGAGAAUGACCGCAGUUGUGUUGUGUGUCAGGUAAACCUGGUUCAAGUCGUGACGCAAUCACUCAGCACCGAUCACAGUGCGCAGUCGAUGAAAGCCAAUGAGAUUCCGGAUUAAUUCCUCAUAGGGGGGUUCAUGAAGGGAACAAAAACUUAAGCAUACCCGACCCAUGGCGUCGAUUUCACCGAUUACGUCCGCGGUAACUUUAAGGACUUUAACAUUGUGGAAUAUCUUAAUGACGGCAAGCCGUGCAGGAAAGUGGAGCUUGUGAAUAUCCGUGGGCACAUGGGUAUUCAUCUCACCGCACGUUUUUGACAGAGUACCAGUUACCUUUUACACAUCGACAGCAGCCAGACCGGCUGCAAUUUCAACCCGACGUCCGGCUCAGUGUCAAGUGAAGAUAACUUUGGUUAUCAUGCAACCAUCAACCACCAGUUCCGUUGCACAGCGGGGGAUCUUUCCACCACCCAGUGGUGGUUUGGUGCCCAUUUGUAAGAGACAAUGGCACGCACCAAAGGGUCUUCAAAACGACAGAAGACGACUCUCAACACACAAGUAUUCAUUCUGUAAACUAGAUGUAGGAAAUAAGAAUGUAAUCUUUGGAAGACUCUUCAAUAAAGACUGAGAUCUCCAAGAACUGAGUGUAUUCUUGAGUUCUUACCCGUUUUCGCGUUCCUUUUAUGAGCAGUUUGGACUAAAAAAAACUUCAAUGCCACAAUCCUUUAGUUUGUACACAGUUUCUCAGUUCUGCAUAUGCGUAAAUUCUAGCAUGCUCAUUGCCCCAGAGCAGGUCCAUUGGUCCCAGUCCUCAGCAUUGCUAAAAGUUGCAACUUUAUUCUGUUAAGGUAUUUAGUAUAUUCCGAUGGAACCAUGAGGGCCAUUUUGAAAAUUGGACAAAAUUGAGUAUCAUAUGUUCACAAGUUCUACAAGAAUUUCACAUAAUAAGGCAGUCAAACAAACAGACAAAAAAGUGGGUCACUUGACACUAAAUCAGUCAUUAAGCGCUGUCACUGAGAGUUUCUAUUCGUGACCAUCUCGUGAUCGACCCAAACGUGCGCCAAAAGCUCAUAACAUUUAUCUCCUGACAGAUAAUGUCAGAGUUUGACACAAUUGAGUUUAAUAACAGAUUUGCCAGCACUUAAACAGCUUGAUAAUCAACCGAUGAUUUUUCAAAUAGCAUGCAUGUCUGAAAAUUGUUGAGGAAAGAACACCAAUUGAUUAUCACUGAAAUGGAGUCGAAUAGGAUGGAUCGUACGCUUUUUUAUUUUUUAAAAGAUCUGUAAAGCUAAUGAAAACUAUUCCGCUUCGAACUAUCAGAAACCGACUAUGGUAACUGUACAAUUAUUGUAUUUAGUAGCUAACUUUUACUGAUCACUCGCAGCCGCAACUAAAAUGGUUCAAAAUGAAUUUGUCUUUUUUUUCAGGUGAAGUUUUAAUGAAAAAGACCUUAUCCCUUCCUUUAAAGUAAUUUUUAAGAGUAAGUAACAAAAAUUUCAGGUCGCCACCCAUAUUGAGAUCAUUUUAUUAAAAACAAACUAGCAUAUUAGCCGGCUCUUUUCCCUUGCCUUGCCAGUCUCCUGCUAGUCUAGUAUGCGCAAGAGGAUCGAUUUUGGUCACAAUUUUGAGUGCCAUUAGCUGAAUUUUUUCCCACUCAAAACACUAAAAUAUGCGUCAUUCGAGUGAAAUUGCUAUCAUUAAAUAUUUGUUUUGGUUCCCUUCCCUUGGAACUAUUCGAAGUCGAGUGAAUGAUGAAACAAUUGAACGACAAACUGUCUGGUAAAGUAGAUUAAAUUAGAACUACGUCGAAAAGAAGAACAACCGUCAAAAUGUUUCCUUAAGAUUCGCUUGUGGUUUUUGUAUUUUGUCCUUUCAGUAUCCUUUACGCAUUAACUGAAAAUGAACAUAUUUGCAGUAACGACUGAAGAGCAAACAACUACUUUUGGAUUCUUGACAUUGUUUACCGUUCGAGUAAUUUUGGUUAAAGAUGUUUAAGACGAAACGAGAUCUUAGAACUUGAGCUUCAAGGAAAUCGCCAUUGCGUGAGACUACUUUCCUCAAACUCUACGCUGAUAGCCAACUCAUUGUUUCAAAAAUAUUUACCCAUCGGUGGAGUAUGAUUUUUUUUCGUUAACGCAUUGACAUCACUUUUCAGUAUAAUUGUUCAAGGGAUUAUAGAAAUGUGCUCGGACUGAUUGGUUGGGGAUUGCGCCAUAUCUCGCUAUAUAGAAUCACCCCUCACGAGGUGGUUAUAGCGAGAGCGCUAAAUUUCAAAAUGGCUGCCUUACAUUUUGUCAUUGUUUUCGAGAAAGUGAUAAAUGCUGUAGAGGAAAAUUCAAUUCCCAAGAGCACAGACGACGCUAUUAAAUUUGGUCGGUAGAACACAUUUCAAAAGAUAGACAUGAUCGAAUAAAAUAAACCUGUUAAAACUGCUUGCCUAUCUUGAUACGAGUAAUCACCACAAUUGUACCAAAAUAUACGCAAUUGGUCUCUUUAUUUACAGAAUUUACGAAACAAUUAGAAAGCACCUGAGCAAAUAUGCUAAUUAACAAACAUUUGCCGAAAGGCGAAGUGAAUAUUGUUGAAUAAAGGCGAAUAAUUGUUAAACAUGUCAUCUAUACUUUUCCUUUCCACCGCAAAACCCUCCUCCUCUCAAAACUCCUCUCUAGAAAUUUUUAAAAAGUCUGUUCGUGGAAAGUAAGAAGUCCACAUGCAAAUUCUCUUAUGUAUAGUUGCAAAUCAUGCAUGUGUCAUGAUCAACUUUCAUUUCAUUGUUCCAUUGUCUCCCAACUCUUUCUAUAUUUUGCCGACGACCAUGGAAGAAUGCGAUGGUUGUAAAAGAAUAACACUUGCGCUAGUUAAAUAUCCGAAUUCCAAAUCGACGACAAUUUCCUAAGUGAGGCUAAUGUAAAGCUUGUAAAGUUAGAACUUUUCAGUUAUCACUUUACCUGAAACGAACGUGUUUUUUGAGAAACAUUUUCAUGUUACCAGUUUGUUUAUUUCCUUUGUACACGUAUGCACUUACCUUAAGACCGAUCUGAACAGUCGUUGAGGAUAUUUCCGACUGCCAUCGAACUAAGAAGGAAUUUUAUUGUUUCUGUACUGCUCGAAGCUUACCAAUCGAAGCUCACCUAGACACCGCGAGAAAACACGGAUAUGCAGUUGAAAGCAAUCACAGUUAUUGGAAUCGUAUUCUUGGUGAGUGGGUUUUUGACUGAAUUUUUAAUCUCGUGUCGAGGCUUGAUCGUUUCAAUCGGUAUUUUCUUUUCAAGGAACUUUCAAAUAGGGCCACGGGCUUUAUUGAGUAUUUAUUGACAGAAUCGGAUCUAGUUCAAAACUAGUUAUUAACCAGAACAAUUAUUAGAUAUUGAGAGAGACAAGUCUCCGAAUUCCGUAGAUGUCUCCAAGGCAGUCUAGGGCCUUUCAUAUGAGACACGAUUUCAAACCGAACAGGUUCGGUUCUCGAGAACUCGCCUUAUUACUUUUUUCGUGUCAAAAUCAAUGUGUUCUUUCCCGCUGGCCCGGUUCUGGAGAUCUAUGGAAAGAAGAGCUUUAAAGAUCUGCAUCAAUUAAAAUAAAAGCGGAAGUAAAUUCUCAGGAAAGGGUUGCUUAUCACGAAAACGAUGAUUAGUUGUUGCGGACUAAUUUCAAAGUUUGUUUACAAAAUCUAGGUGACCUUUAGACUAUUUUUGAAAAUUUGUUGCUGCUACACUUGAGUUCCUAACAAUGAUCAUAUACUUCUGUUAGAAAGAUUCUCCCAAAUUAAAAAAUUGCAAAAAGUAAAUCCGUGAGGACGAGGAUGUAGAAUAAAACAGGAGAUGGAAUCUUCAAACUUCAGAUUUCUGAAAAGCCACAUAUUCUGAUCGAUUACAUGUAAAAACUACGCAUGAAAAAAAAAAUAAUAUUAGUAAUAACUUCAUUUCAAAUUCAGCAUGCAUGAAAAAUCACCCGUGGAAUUUUAUUUUCUAGGCACUUACAGAAGCCAACAAUAAGAACCCGCUAUACUCAUCAGGAUGCAAGGUGGGAAGUUUUGGUCAUUUCAUUCCCUAAAAUCGCGCAGUAAGAUUAACAACGCAUUAAGGCAUUGAUUAGAAAAUAUAAGAAGGAAAUUAUUAAUUUUAUGAGGUUUGAAAUUAUGAUUUGGAACACAGAAUGCAACUUAACGUGCUUUAAUAAUAAAGGACUUAUUGAGAAUGACCGCUGUUGUGAUGUGUGUCAGGUAGACUUGUUUAAUUUUUCAGUCAAACGGAAAAGUAACAUAUUAAGGCUGCUUUUUGAUUCAGGCAAAGAAAAUCAGGAAAAGGUGCACAUCACAAAAAGGUAACGUGAGCUCAAAGUAAACAAGAUCCCAAACGCGUGAAAACUGUAAUUCAUGCAAAUAAAUCGUAAUUGCUCAAGGGCUCUUUUGAUUUUGCAUGUCAUUGAUUGAAAGGAUGACGCAAUCGCUCAGCACCAGUCACAAAAGUGCGCUGUUAAUGAGAUUCCGGAUUAUUUCCCACUCUCACUGUGGGGGUUAAGGAGUGGAAACUAAAACUUUUAACAUACCUUCCCACCUAAUUAAGUAUAAAUUUGCAUUUCUAAGUCUUUAGAUUUCCAAAUCUCGCCAUGGAUGGUUUCUAUGGAAACCUAAAUUCUCUUUCCCUCUUCGUUCCUUGUUUUUCAGCCUGACCCUCCGGUCCCAUUGGUUUUUUUUUGUUUUGUUUUGUUUUUGUUUUUUACCAUGACUGCUGACCACGAUAAUUUUAUCCUGCUUACUUUCAGGGAGAUUCUUGUCCGAAACCAAAGGAUUUCUUUCAAGACAACAAGAAAUUUCGUCCCACCUCCUGCCUUGAUUAUUUGCUGAAGGGUGCAUCCGCCUGUGGAAUGUACCGCCUCUACGACUCUUCCGGCAACAGUUUCCCAGCAUACUGUGACUUAAAGUCCGAGCCUGGUUUUGCA
Messenger RNA from Pocillopora meandrina, 5825 nucleotides. NCBI's taxonomy places the organism in Eukaryota, Metazoa, Cnidaria, Anthozoa, Scleractinia, Pocilloporidae. The record is from the annotation of a GenBank genome assembly.